UUCCGCUCACACCAACCCCAACAGGAAGUGAGCGCGGCAGCGUGAAAGUGAGUGGAAACCAAGUCAAAACAAACCUUUCCGAUUUCUUCUUGAUCAUCAUGGACGGUGUACAGACUCCUUUGCGGUGUUUUCGGGAGUGUCACUCCGCUGAAAUGUUUGCGGAUGACGGGUUGGGAACUGUUACCUCACGGGAGCAGAAAAGGGUCGAGCGGAGCAUUGAAGAAGUCAUCAACGUUUACAAGCAAAUCCACAGCAUACCACAGCCAACUUUGCUGCGGGAGCAACACUACCAGUAUCUCAAGAAAGGCUUACGGCAUUUAUCAGACUCUUACGAGUGCCUGGACGCAAGCAGACCGUGGCUUUGCUUCUGGAUUCUUCACAGUCUGGAGUUACUCGAGGAACCUGUUCCUGCCGCCGUGGCCUCGGAUGUGUGUCAGUUCCUGGCUCGAUGUCAGAGCACGACGGGGGGGUUCGGUGGCGGACCCUCACAACAUCCCCAUCUGGCGCCCACCUACGCCGCCGUCAACGCCCUCUGCAUCAUCGGCACAGAGGAAGCUUACAACGUUAUCGAUAGGGAGAAGUUGUUAGAUUUCCUAUGGUCGGUGAAGCAGCCAGACGGUUCCUUUGUGAUGCAUGUGGGAGGGGAGGUGGACGUCAGGAGUGCGUAUUGUGCGGCCUCCGUGGCAUCGCUGACCAACAUCAUCACACCCAAACUGUUCGAAGACACCACCAACUGGAUCAUCAGUUGUCAGAACUGGGAGGGCGGCCUCAGCGGGGUGCCGGGUCUGGAGGCUCACGGCGGGUACACGUUCUGCGGCACGGCUGCACUGGUCAUACUGGGAAAAGAGCACAUGCUGGAUCUCAAAGCUUUAUUGAGGUGGGUCGUCAGCCGACAGAUGCGUUUCGAAGGAGGCUUCCAGGGCCGCUGCAACAAACUGGUGGACGGCUGCUACUCCUAUUGGCAGGCUGGGCUACUUCCACUCCUACAUAGAGCCUUCUUCAAAGAAGGCGAGUCGGAGCUGAGUCGACAUCGGUGGAUGUUUGAGCAGCAAGCCUUGCAGGAGUACAUCCUCCUCUGCUGCCAGAACCCAACCGGGGGGCUACUAGAUAAGCCUGGCAAAUCUCGAGACUUUUACCAUACGUGCUAUUGCCUGAGCGGCCUUUCCAUAGCGCAGCACUUUGGGAACACAGACAGCCAUCAUGAGAGCAUCCUCGGCAAGGAGCAGAACAGAUUGGCUCCAACUCAUCCGGUUUACAACAUCUGUCCAGAGAAGGUGGCUCAGGCUUUGCAGCACUUUCACCGCUUGCCCGUCCCGAAGGAAAACUCCUCGGCUGACCAUCGGUCCUAGUUUAUAGUUGCUUGGUGGUGAGGAAAGAAGACUGGAAGCAGCAAAAAAAAAAAAAA
Molecule: messenger RNA, 1405 nt
Organism: Syngnathus acus (greater pipefish)
Lineage: Eukaryota; Metazoa; Chordata; Actinopteri; Syngnathiformes; Syngnathidae
Gene: fntb
Product: farnesyltransferase, CAAX box, beta
Exons: 12
Coding region: 99-1349 (416 amino acids)
Biological process (GO): protein farnesylation
Cellular component (GO): protein farnesyltransferase complex
Molecular function (GO): protein farnesyltransferase activity
Source: RefSeq, a predicted model, not a curated record